Messenger RNA from Perkinsus marinus ATCC 50983, 150 nucleotides. RefSeq lists its product as hypothetical. The transcript has a single exon. The annotation marks the transcript as partial. The record is from RefSeq and is a predicted model, not a curated record. NCBI's taxonomy places the organism in Eukaryota, Perkinsozoa, Perkinsida, Perkinsidae.
AUGGACAGCCUUCUGUACUACUACGGUGGCGAUGGUGCCACGUACUACUGCCCUAGCUGCACUGGAGCCACUGGGCUCACAUGUCUCGGCCACAGGUCAACGUCCCCACGCAGGAGAGGGGCUGUGCAGAAGGAACACACCUUUGCUGAA